Molecule: messenger RNA, 1675 nt
Organism: Cladocopium goreaui
Lineage: Eukaryota; Dinophyceae; Suessiales; Symbiodiniaceae
Source: the annotation of a GenBank genome assembly
AUGUUAGCACAGGACACGCAUGCACCAAAAACAGUGCACGGCGCACAGUGGGGAAAAAAGGCCAGCAGCAUCAAUUUGGAAGAACUGGGUUCCAUGCUGCAGUUGGCCGUGAAUUAUGCGGACAACAACGUCAUAGCUGUGAUGGUUGCAUGCAUGGUGUUGUUACUACGUGGCUACGAGACGGAGGGGGCAGCGGACGCAGCGGACUCUGAGGUGGAGGCUCCUGCAGCUGCUGGCAAUGUAGAUGAUGACGACGACUCCUAUGUCCAGGUCCAGACUGGUGAUGGCAAGUAUGUCAGAGUACACACCGAGAAAUUCCAAGACAUGAUGCAGUCCGUGCAGUUGCUGCAUACCUUUGUGACAGAGAUGGAAGGAGGCUACUUCGAGGCCAUCCCUGAGACAGCAAAGGUCCUCUUGCCUCUGCUGACAGCCAGAGAAGAGUAUACGAUGCUUUGCGAUGAGGUUCGUGGCACAGCUUUGCAAGUUUGGAGCUUGCUAAUCAAAUCUGCAAGGCUUGGUGCACAGGAGCGUGGCCAGCCGAAUGCAAUGGCCAAAGAGCUGCUGGGAACCGGUUUGCAGGCGGUUUUCGGUCAGCUGGAACAGAACCAGGAGACAGAUUUCUUGCACGAAAUCUCUUCAGGCAUUGCAGAGUGCAUUAAGAAUGUCGGACCGGGUGUCCUCUCUAACGAAGAGGUUCGAACUCUGACCUCCAGGGUAUUCGCCUUGAUGGACCAAUCGCUGGCAAGAAGUGCUAAGCACGCCAACGAAGAAGCCAAGAACAAACAGGAGGCUAGCCACCUUCCUCAGGAGCUCCAUGGUGGAGAUGAAGAUGAUGACGAACAGGGCCCAGCUGCUGAUGAGGAUCAGCUGCGAAGAAAUUACGAAGAGAUCCUGGGUGCCAUGAUGAAGGUCUCUCCUGCAGAGUUCCUGCCAUGUUUGCCACAAUGCGCCGAGCGCAUUCAGCAUUGGGUGGCGACCAAGGAGAACAAGGUCCUUGGCCUCUACUUGGUGUGCGACCUUCUUGAUCACUUGAAGGAACACUCCGAGAGUGCCUGGCCCAUUUUCAUGCCAAAGAUCUUCGAGUCGAUUUUCGACGCAGAUGCAGACGCAAGGACAGCAGCCGCCUAUGCAGUGAACUUGGCAGCGCCUUUGCCAAAGUUUGCUGAGGCAGCGCCAGAAGUUUUCAAAGCGCUUGCAAAGCUCCUGAGCGCGCCAAAGCCAAAGAAGCGGGAGGAGAAGGCCAAGGUUGCAAUGGACAAUGCCGUUGCUGCCAUGCUCUCAAUGCUGAAGGACAAGGGACAGCUUUGUCCACCAGAUCUUCAGGCGUGGGAUUUGGCCCUCUCCAAGCUGCCAAUCAAGGAUGACUGCGAGGAGGCGAAGAAGGUCCACGAGAAGGUCAUAGACAUGGUUUUGCAACAGAACCAGGGACUGUUGGGUGCUGAGAACCGAAAUCUCGGGUCCGGAACUUGGGAUCAUCCGAGGUUCAGAUCUGAGAAAAUGUUGCCACCUUGCACAAAGGGCAUGACCAGAUUGGUGUAGCUUCCGUUCUUCUGCCGUUCUUCACUACUUUCCAUAUUUGUGCUGAGGGUAGAGGCAGGGAGAGGAAAGGUUUUCUUUCGGCUUUGGUCUUUGACCCUCAGGAAAGUGCUGUCAAUUUUGGCCGAAAUCUACAAGC